Molecule: messenger RNA, 665 nt
Organism: Mya arenaria
Lineage: Eukaryota; Metazoa; Mollusca; Bivalvia; Myida; Myidae
Exons: 5
Coding region: 84-521 (145 amino acids)
Molecular function (GO): calcium ion binding
Source: RefSeq, a predicted model, not a curated record
AAAUAGGCAGAUUUAAAGAUAUGCACUAGACGACAACAUUUUACACAUUUGGAAGUACGUUAGACUUUUGAUAAGGACAAGAGAUGUUAGGAGCUAGCUUGAAAGUGUUGGUUUUGGUCGCUGUUCUGAUUUCAGUGACAGGUGGUCUAUCAUCGCGAGGGUCUUCAGGCGGAGGUCACGUGUACGAUGACAGUCCACAGGCCCGAGGUUUGUUCAAAGAUGCAGAUACAGACAAUAAUGAAUAUCUCACAUACGGAGAGUUCUUCAACAUAUUUCGCAGAUUUGACAACAACAGUGAUGGUGAGGUCACGAGUGUGGAAUUUUUGAACGAGUGGUUGAAUGAACGUAUUGGAACACCCGAACAGGCUAUGUAUUUGUUCACCAUCAUUGACUUGAACAAAAAUCUGGUCUUGCACAUAUCCGAAGAGGUCCCAAGCUUAUUUGUCUGGUUUGAUUUUAACUCGGACAUGAUGAUCACUGAUGGAGAAUUUGUCGUGCAGUGGGUGAAAAUAUCUACAUAAAAAACAUCGUAUUUACUCCCAAAUCGUAUAUUUGUAAACGCCUACAACCGAUGUCUCUCGAAAUAGUUUUGAAGAUAAUUAAAAAAAAUACAUAAUCAAAAGAUGAUGUUCAAUAGCCGAAUUUAAAUAAACAAGAAAAAUGUU